This is a messenger RNA of Symbiodinium sp. CCMP2592, 735 nucleotides long. The record is from the annotation of a GenBank genome assembly. Lineage: Eukaryota; Dinophyceae; Suessiales; Symbiodiniaceae.
AUGAAGAAAAGACGCAACCGGUGCUACUACAGCGGGACCUCCCACGGACAGGUCAUUCAGAACGUUGUUCUGCCGACGGAUGCAGAAGUGUGGACAACAUCUUUUGCGAACAAGAAGGCGAUCUACGACCGCCUGCGAGUGGACGUGGGGGGAACGACCGCGGGAGGAAGUGCGGAUGUCCAGAAAAGGACCGAGGAGACGAUCGAGCCGGUGAACUUCCACUCGAUGCCCCUGAACUUGUACAGGGAGAUCCUGGAGGUGGAUACAAAGCCGAAUGCCAUCCUUGACUGGACUGUGGGGGACUCUCAGUUCGCUACCGUGGCUCUUGAGUGUCAGAUCUCUUACGUGGGGGCCUGCUUCUCCGAGACUCACCAAAAUGAGGUCUACGAGCGCUUGACUGCCUUGACUCUCAAGAAAAUGCAGACCGAGGGCUCCGGCAUGCUGUACCGACCGUAUUUGGCAGAGCUGCUUUCCGGCAGCACGCAGAGGAUUGGGGGUGGUGGGACAGAGACCACCUCAGGCUCAGGCCGUGGCGGACGUGGCCGAGGAGGGCGUGGGCGAGGCCGACCUCCAGCACCAGAUAAUGGCAGUGGUGACGGCAACAAUAACAGUGGUACUGUUGCCGGUACCGGCAAUGGCAGCGGUACCACCGGCAAUGGCAGUGACUUGGAAGCUGCUUUAGCAGCCAGGAUCGAAGCGUUGCGCAGGGAAGGUGCUUCUGCUGAUGCUGCUUGA